AUGGGAAGGAUGUUAAAGACUAUGCCCAAAAUCUGGAAGGUUUAUGAUAGAGUUCGGGGGGUGGCUCUUACUAAGGAGAGAUUUCAGUUCGUCUUUGAGCUUGAGACUGAUAUACAGAUGGUUCUCAAUCAGGGUUUCUGGACUUUUGAUGAUUGGGGAAUGGCAAUGGAACGAUGGGUAGAAUUUCCUCCCCCAAAUUACCUUCAAACAGCUAAAGUGUGGGUGCGUCUCUACAACCUCCCAGUCAACUACCUCACUUUGAAGACGAUUGAUGCAGUUGCAGAUGGUAUAGGCCAUGUCAAGGUGAUUGAGUUCGACCCUGAAAAACCGCUACUGAAUGACUAUAUCAGAGUCCAAGUUGUUUUGGACCUAAAUCUACCGGUUCGAGACAAAAAAUCGGUGACGCUACCUGGAGGCAGAAUUGAAUAUGUGGACGUUGGAUAUGAACGCAUCAGGAAGAAGUGUUUCCACUGCCUGAGGCUGUCGCAUGAGAAACAAAAAUGUCCCCUGCUCCAAGGAGUUAGGCAGCAUCAUAACAAUCUGGCUGACAAGAUCAUGCCUCUUCUAGCUCCAUCCAUUCCUCCUGGUUUUGAGCCUCAUGCAUCCUUAGUUGCACCGGAGGUCUUUGAGCAGAUGAGGCUCUACAUGAAUUGUUCUGAUCCAGAGGAGAGGAUUAUCAGAGAAGCAAAGAUGAAGAAAACUCUCAAUGAGCUAUCUCAGGACCCCAUCGCCCAACGAUCUUGCUUGCGUCUUGAAUCUGCUCCAAAAGUAGCACCGUUAACAAUUGAGGGUAGAGGUAAAAUCUUUGAUUUCAGCAGAGUCCAGUCAGAUCAGCUCCUUGACGGUGCAGAAUCUUCAUCCAAGGGUACUGAUCUCCACAAACGGCAAAGGUCGAAAGAUCCAACAAAACGACAUCAGAGGAAAGAGGUAGUAGAAACGAAUGGACUUAUGACCUCUAGCAGCCAUAGACAAGAUUCUGUCCUUAUUCGCACAAGCGAUCAGUUUGGUACAUCACCUGCUAAUCUUGAUGAUCCCAAAGUUUUUUUGAAAUCCCCGGCCUUAUCUGGUGGCUUUACUGUUGGGGUUGGCGAUGGUCAGAUAGGAGAACGUGGUAGCAGAAGUAAGAGUUCUCAUAAGAGCAGAACCUCGUGGACCAGAAGGAACCAAAACAAAAGAAGAGUCUCUUCAGCGGAACACUCUGAAAAUCACCUCAUCAAGGAGGAUGCAGCUGGUAAACGCAAGGCAUAUGAAGAAGGGGAAGUUUCCUCAAAAAUGUCACGACACAACAAGGGUUUGAUGGUUCACCAGAAACCAUCCAAUCCUCAAUGA
Messenger RNA from Brassica napus (rape), 1329 nucleotides. RefSeq lists its product as uncharacterized. The transcript is spliced from 2 exons. The record is from RefSeq and is a predicted model, not a curated record. NCBI's taxonomy places the organism in Eukaryota, Viridiplantae, Streptophyta, Magnoliopsida, Brassicales, Brassicaceae. The coding region runs from base 1 to 1329 and encodes 442 amino acids.